This is a messenger RNA of Otolemur garnettii (small-eared galago), 948 nucleotides long. Its product is annotated as olfactory receptor 1D2-like. NCBI's taxonomy places the organism in Eukaryota, Metazoa, Chordata, Mammalia, Primates, Galagidae. The transcript has a single exon. Gene Ontology annotation, molecular function: olfactory receptor activity; G protein-coupled receptor activity. The record is from RefSeq and is a predicted model, not a curated record. Gene Ontology annotation, cellular component: membrane. The coding region runs from base 1 to 948 and encodes 315 amino acids. Gene Ontology annotation, biological process: G protein-coupled receptor signaling pathway.
AUGUCCAAGGGGAAGGAGAAUGAGACAAGAGUAUGUGAGUUUCUCCUGCUUGGCAUCACCAGUGACCUGGGGCAGCAGCAAGUGCUCUUCUGGCUCUUCCUGUGUAUGUACCUGAUCACCGUGGCUGGGAACACACUCAUUAUCCUGGCCAUCAGCUCUGACCCUCAUCUGCACACCCCCAUGUACUUCUUCCUCACCCAUCUCUCCUUUGUUGAUAUCUGCUUUACCACCAACCUAAUCCCCAAGUUCCUGGCCUACCAUGUGACAGGAUCAUGGACCAUCUCUUAUCCCCAGUGCCUGACUCAGAUGUACUUCCUCAUCUUCUUUGCCAAUCUGGACACCUUUCUGCUAGCUGCCAUGGCACUGGAUCGUUACGUUGCCAUCUGCAGCCCCCUGCAGUAUUGCUCUAUCAUCACCCCCAGGCUCUGCUGGGGGCUGGCUGCUCUAGUGUGGUUGGGCUCCAGCCUUAUCUCCCUGGUCCAUACCCUCCUCAUGAGCAGACUGACCUUUUGCUCCUCCAACCGGGAGAUCUCACACUUCUACUAUGAUGCUUACCUUCUCAUGAAGAUUGCCUGCUCAGACACACAUGUCAAUCAGCGUGUGUUCCUGGGGGCUGUGGUCCUGUUCCUGGCUCCCUGUGUGUUCAUUGUGGUCUCCUACAUCUGCAUCACUGCUGCUGUCCUUCAGAUGCCAUCUGCCACAGGAAGACGCAAGGCAUUUUCCACAUGUAGCUCCCACCUAUCUGUGGUCACCCUGUUCUAUGGAACUGUCUUAGGGAUCUACAUACGACCUCCAGACUCCUUCUCAGCUCAGGAUACUGUGGCAACAAUCAUGUACACAGUGGUGACCCCCAUGUUAAACCCCUUCAUCUACAGCUUGAGGAACAAGGACAUGAAGGAAGCUGUGAGAAGAUUCUUCAGUGGGGGCUCAAGAUCUUCUUGGUGCUGA